UCCAAUUUUCAGACUUCAGGCCAAACUCAAAACUUAUAGUUGUAGCCUUCUCUCAAGGUUUUCACUGCAGCCAUGGAGGCUAGCUCUCUUGUCAGCAGAAAAUGGACACUCUGCAUCAUUCUGAGCUUUCUUGGUUUCAUUCUUCUCGUCUGCUAUCUUGAUCAUGCUAGGAAGCCCAUGUUGGUCGAUGACUUGCCAGCGCAGGUCAAUAGAAUUGCUGCAAUAAACAGUAGCUCAACUGGCAUUCUACUACAAGGCAGCAAAGCCCGUGGAACAAAUCGUGUGCCGGAAAAGUGUGAUGUCUUCGAUGGCCAGUGGGUUUAUGAUCCCGAGGCAUAUCCACUGUACUCUUCAUCUGAUUGCCCAUUCCUCAGUGACCAAGUGAGCUGUCAGAACAAUGGCCGGCCGGAUUCCGACUACCAAAGGUGGAGAUGGCAAGCUAGAAACUGUAACACUCCCAGAUUCAGUGGAAGAGACAUGCUAGAGAUGCUUAGAGGGAAGAGGGUGGUGAUAGUCGGGGACUCGCUGAACAGGAAUCAAUGGGAGUCCUUGGCUUGCCUUCUUUAUUCUCAAAUUCCACCAACACGGGCAUACAUCAGUGUCAAGGAUGCCCUCCACAAAGUGUUCAAAGCAAAGGACUACAAUUGCACUGUAGAGUUCUUUUGGAGUCCAUUUCUUGUAGAACUAGAGAACCGGAAGCAGAGAAAGAAAGUGCUGAAAAUACUAAAGCUAGGAACUAUUUCAGAUGCUGCCAAGCACUGGCCGGGAGCUGAUGUUAUGGUUUUCAACACAGGCCACUGGUGGUUGCACAAGGGGAAGCUCAAAGCGUGGGACUUCCUAGAGAAAGAAGGAAUACUGGUUGAAGACAUGGAUGUGGAAGACGCGUUCAAGAUGGCCAUGCAGACAUGGGCAAAGUGGAUUGAUGGCAACGUCAAUCCCUCCAAGACCACAGUAUUUUUCAGAAGCAUCUCACCUGAACACAAAGGUGAGAAGCAAUGGUGCUACAACCGAACACAACCUCACAUGGAUGAAUCUAAUAUCGUGCAAUUUACACCACCCACAACAGCUUUGAUUGAGAAAAUCAUCGGAGAAGCGAAGAUACCUUUGAAAUAUCUGAACAUCACCAGGCUGUCACAGUACCGAGUAGAUGCACACACGUCAGUGUACACAGUGAGGCGAGGCAAGCUGUUGACAGACCAACAACGUGGAAAACCAAAUAUAUAUGCUGAUUGCAGCCAUUGGUGCUUACCUGGACUCCCUGAUACUUGGAAUGAAAUCUUAUACCAAAUGUUGAUAUUACAACAAGACACUGCCGCCUUUUUGUAAUAGUAUCUCACCAAUUGUCAGUAGUAAAUCAUCGUCAGUUUUAACUCGAAGAACGGCAAAUACUUCAUAUACAGAUAUAGCCGGUAUCUGGGAUGCUGGUUAAUCGUACUAGGCGCCUAAGAUGCACAUACGGAAACUCAGGUA
Molecule: messenger RNA, 1470 nt
Organism: Nymphaea colorata (pocket water lily)
Lineage: Eukaryota; Viridiplantae; Streptophyta; Magnoliopsida; Nymphaeales; Nymphaeaceae
Product: xylan O-acetyltransferase 1-like
Exons: 5
Coding region: 73-1326 (417 amino acids)
Cellular component (GO): Golgi apparatus
Molecular function (GO): O-acetyltransferase activity
Source: RefSeq, a predicted model, not a curated record